Electrophorus electricus (electric eel) is the source of this 3734-nucleotide messenger RNA. The record is from RefSeq and is a predicted model, not a curated record. Lineage: Eukaryota; Metazoa; Chordata; Actinopteri; Gymnotiformes; Gymnotidae.
AUAUUUCACGGAUGGACAAAGAACAGCUUCUCUUCACUUUAAAUGACCUGGAGACAGAAGAGCUGAAGACAUUCCAGUGGUAUCUGAAAAAUGGCAUGGAAGGUUUCCCCUGUAUCCCAAAAUCUCAUCUGGAGAAUUCUAACAGACCUGACACUGUGGACAAGAUGGUGCAGCAAUAUGGCCAAGAUGGAGCUGCGGAGAUCACACAGCUCAUCCUGAAGAAGAUGCGCCACAACCAACAGGCUGAGGCCCUGAGGACCAAACACAGUGAAAAUAAAGCAGGUGGAGACAAAUGUGAAGAGUCGACUGCUAAGAGUCCAGCUGCUCUAGGAAAAAGUGAUCUCAGCAGGAGAAUGAAAAUAAAAUAUAAGGAAAAAUUUGAGAAGUUGUGUGAGGAGGCUCCAAUAGAAUGUGAUCGUGUGCCUAUACAAGACACUUACACUGAAGUUUACAUGAUCAAAGGGUGCACAGGAGGCGUGAACACAAAACACGAAGUGAGACAGGUAGAGAAAUUUUACCCCAAAACAGAAGAAACACCAGUCACACUCAGUGACCUCUUCAAAGUGCAGUCUACUGAAAACAAGCGUGGUACUAAAGUCCUGACAUUGGGAAUAGCUGGAGUGGGAAAAACAGUCUCUGUGCACAAGUUCAUUCUUGACUGGGCUGAAAAGAAGUGCAACCAGGACAUAGAUUUCAUCAUGUACCUCCCAUUUCGAGAGCUGAACUUGAUAAAGGAUGAAAAGUACAGCCUCUCAAAACUACUUCUUUACUUCCAUCAAGAACUCCAUUCUGGAGAUGAAAAGGAGAUAUUAAAUGACAAACAUCGGCUGCUUUUCAUACUAGAUGGACUGGAUGAAAGUAGAAUUCCUCUAGAUCUUCAUCAGAAGAAGGUAUCUAAUGUGAAUGAGAAGACUACUCUUGAUAAACUAAUAACAAACCUCAUAAAUGGAGAACUGCUUCCUUCUGCUCUCCUCUGGAUCACUUCACGACCUGCAGCAGUCAGUAAGAUAAAUGACCAAUACUUUAACCCUGUUACAGAAAUCCGUGGAUUCAAUGACCCACAGAAGGAGGAGUACUUCAGGAAGAGAAUCAGAGAUGAAGAUCAAGCCAGCAGAAUUAUAUCACACAUUAAGACUGCAAGAAGCCUUCAUAUCUUGUGUCACAUACCUGUCGUCUGCAGGAUCUCAGCCACCGUGUUUCAGAAAAUGCUGAAGGAAGGUGUGGACAUGAAAAAUGCUCCAACAACUCUGACAGAAAUGUAUCUACAUUUCCUGCUGUUUUUCACAGAUCAAAAGACUAAGAAAUACAACACAAAGCAAAGCACCAACAAUGCAGUUUCAUCUGAGACAAAAAGAGCAGAGGUGCUGGAUAUUGUGAAGCUUGGAAAGUUAGCCUUUCUUCAGCUGCAAAAAGGACAACUUCUGUUCUAUGAGAAAGAUCUGGAAGAAUGUGGUAUUGAUGUCUGUGAGGCUUUAGUGUACUCUGGAAUUUGUACACAAAUUUUUAAACAGGAGGGGAAGAUCUACAGCUUUGUGCAUUUAAGCUUCCAGGAGUUUCUUGCUGCUGUAUUUGUGUUCCUAACAUUCAGGGAUGAAGGCAACCCACUCCUUAAAACCCCACUGGAGAAAAUGAAGUGGAAGUUAAAACACAGACUGUGUGAUCUGCUUGAGACAGCAGUAGAUAAGGCCAUGAGGAGUGAAAAUGGGCACCUGGACCUUUUCCUCCGUUUCCUCUUCGGCCUCUCACUGCAGUCCAAUCAGAGGCUCCUGAAAAGUCUACACCCAGAACUGGACAUCAGAGAAGAGAGUUUAGAGGAGACUGUGAACUACAUCAAGAAAACCAUCAAGAGAACAAAAUCCUUUGAAGAGACUAUCAAUCUAUUCCACUGCUUGAGUGAACUGAAAGACAACUCUCUGAUAAGUGAAAUACAGACCUUCCUGAACUCAGGGGACCUCUCAACACAGACACUCUCAUCUACACAGUGUUCAGCUCUGGUGUUUGUGCUGCUGAUGUCAGAGGAGAUUCAAGAGAAAUUUGAGCUGAAGAAAUUCAGGCCAUCAGAUAAAGGACUGAAGGAAUUACUUCCAGUGUUGAAAAAUACCAGGCGAGCUUUACUAUCUGGCUGUGAUCUCACUAAAGGGUCUUGCAAAUCUCUCACAUCAGUUCUACAAACAGAAAACACACUGAGAGAGCUGGAGAUGAAUAAUAAUGACCUGCAGAAUUCAGGAGUGGAGCAGCUCUGUGCUGGACUGAAGAGUUCACACUGUAAACUGGAGAUUCUCAGUCUAGCUAUCUGUAAUCUUGAGGAAAACACUUGUGAAAAUCUGGCAUCAGCUUUGCAACUGCCAAACUCCCUCCUGAGGGAACUGGACCUUAGUAACAAUGACCUGAACAAUUCAGGAGUGGAGCAGCUUUCUGCUGGACUGAAAAGUUCACACUGUAAACUGGAGAUACUCAGACUGUCUGGUUGUUUGGUCACAGAGGAAGGCUGUUCUUCUCUGGCUUCAACUCUUAAGUCAAACCCCUCCCAUUUGAAAGAACUGGACCUGACAUACAACCACCCAGGAGAGUCAGGAGUGAAGCUGCUCUCUGCUAGACUGGAGGAUCCCCACUGCAGACUGGACACACUCAGACUAUCUCGCUGUGAUCUCACUGAAGGGUCUUGCAAAUCUCUCACAUCAGUUCUACAAACAGAAAACACACUGAGAGAGCUGGAGAUGAAUAAUAAUGACCUGCAGAAUUCAGGAAUGGAGCAGCUCUGUGCUGGACUGAAGAGUUCACACUGUAAACUGGAGAUUCUCAGACUAUCUGGCUGUGGUCUCAAUGAAGAGUCUUGCAAAUCUCUCACAUUUCUACAAACAGAAAACUCACUGAGAGAGCUGGAGAUGAAUAAUAAUGACCUGCAGAAUUCAGGAGUGGAGCAGCUCUGUGCUGGACUGAAGAGUUCACACUGUAAACUGGAGAUUCUCAGACUGUCUGGUUGUUUAGUCACAGAGGAAGGCUGUUCUUCUCUGGCUUCAGCUCUGAGGUCAAACCCCUCCCACCUGAAAGAACUAGACCUGACGUACAACCACCCAGGAGAGUCAGGAGUGAAGCUGCUCUCUGCUAGACUGGAGGAUCCCCACUGCAGACUGGACACUCUCAGGGUGGAGCACGCAGGGGAGAUGAGAAUCAAACCAGGACUAAGAAAAUAUGCGUGUGAUCUCACACUGGACCCAAACACAGCACACACACGUCUCUCUCUGUCUGAGGGGAACAGAAAGGUGACGUGUGUGAAGCAGCAGCAGUCGUAUCCUGAUCAUGCAGAGAGAUUUGAUUACUGGGAGCAGGUUGUGUGUAGAGAGAGUCUGACUGGACGCUGUUACUGGGAGGUUGAGUGGAGUGGGAGGGAGGCUGAUAUAUCAGUGACAUAUAAAGGAAUCAGCAGGAAAGGACGCAGUAGUGACUGUGUGUUUGGAUGUAAUCUAAAGUCCUGGAGUCUGAGCUGCUCUGAUAACAGUUACACUGUCUGGCACAAUAAGAAGAAAACUGCCAUCUCUGCCCCCUCCAGCUCCAACAGAGUAGGAGUGUAUCUGGACUGGCCCGCCGGCACUCUGUCCUUCUACAGCGUCUCCUCUCACGCACACACACUCACACACUUACACACACUCCACUCCACAUUCACUGAGCCCCUCUAUGCAGGGUUUUGGGUUUGGGGUUCUGACUCCUCAGUGUGUGUGUGUGAGCUAGAAUAG